AUGUCGACUGCGAAAGUCUCGAUCCCCGACCUCGCCACUACUGCAGCCACAGCGACCGUGACCACCACCACCGCUGCUGCAUCCGUUGCCGCCGUCGCUGCUGCCGAGUCGCCCGCCGCGCACGGCCUGUCUGGCGUUGUUCCGAUUGCCCAGGGCGGUGUGUCGCGCGUGCCGCACCACUGGUCGCGAGGGGCCUCGUCCAUGUCGCUCGUCGCCAGUCUCAGUCACGACCCUCCUGCGCUUCACACGCACUCGCACUCGCACCCUCACUCUGGGACGCAGUCUAACUCUGGGACGCAGUCGCUGUCCUUGUCGUCGUCGUCGUCGUCGUCGUCGUCCGGAUCCACGACUGCUCCGCUGCUGCUGCACGAUCACAACGGCGCGAGUCAGUUUGAGCAGGCGUUCGCGACCACGCACGCGCCAUUCUGCAUGAACGAGUCUGCAGACAAGUCCGUGUUUAUCAUUUACACUGGCGGCACCAUUGGCAUGAAGAAGCAGACAAACGGAUCGCUCAGCGUCGAGCCAG
Messenger RNA from Capsaspora owczarzaki ATCC 30864, 526 nucleotides. RefSeq lists its product as hypothetical. The transcript has a single exon. NCBI's taxonomy places the organism in Eukaryota, Filasterea, Ministeriida, Capsasporidae. The annotation marks the transcript as partial. The record is from RefSeq and is a predicted model, not a curated record. Gene Ontology annotation, biological process: amino acid metabolic process.